This is a messenger RNA of Acanthisitta chloris (rifleman), 1357 nucleotides long. It is a transcript of the gene TBC1D22A, whose product is annotated as TBC1 domain family, member 22A. The record is from RefSeq and is a predicted model, not a curated record. The annotation marks the transcript as partial. Gene Ontology annotation, molecular function: GTPase activator activity. The transcript is spliced from 11 exons. Lineage: Eukaryota; Metazoa; Chordata; Aves; Passeriformes; Acanthisittidae. Gene Ontology annotation, biological process: activation of GTPase activity.
UAUUCAACAUGUGUAUGGAGCUCAGCAUCCACCUUUUGAUCCAUUGUUACACGGAACCUUGAUAAAAUCAGGUUCAAAGCCACCUACCACUCCAGUGAAACUCAAGAAAGUCAGCACCUUCCAAGAAUUUGAAAGUAACACAAGUGAUGCUUGGGACCUUGGGGAUGAUGAUGAUGAACUCUUAGCAAUAGCUGCCGAAAACUUAAAUACAGAAGUGGUCAUGGAAACAGCUCACAAAGUAAUUGAGAAUCACAGCAAGCUACAAGAACAGCAUAAAUUUCAAGAACAUCUACAGGAAGAAAAACAGGAAGAGGAAUCUGCUCAGCUGACUUCAGUUGCAUGUGGCGAUAAUAGGCUUGUUAAAUCAGUCAGUGAAGGUCAUACAUCGCGUAAUGCCAGUGAAAAUUCUUCCAUGCAGAGAUCACAGUCACUUCCACAAACUUCCACACCUCCCUUAGUGAGUGGAAUGGCAGACUACAACACCUCAGCUACUCCUGCAUUAACUGAAAGAGAAGCAUCCCGACUAGACAAAUUUAAGCAGCUACUUGCUGGCCCCAAUACAGAUCUCGAUGAGCUGCGAAAAUUGAGUUGGUCUGGCAUUCCCAAAUGGGUUCGUCCAAUUGCAUGGAAACUUCUUUCAGGCUAUCUUCCUGCAAAUGUGGACCGAAGAGAAAGCACUUUACAAAGAAAACGCAAAGAGUAUUUUGCAUUUGUUGAACAAUACUAUGAUUCCAGAAAUGAUGAAAAUCACCAAGAUACCUACAGACAGAUCCAUAUAGAUAUUCCACGUAUGAGUCCUGAAGUUUUAAGACUUCAGCCCAAAGUAACAGAGAUCUUUGAAAGAAUUUUGUUUAUCUGGGCGAUACGUCAUCCAGCCAGUGGAUACGUUCAGGGCAUAAAUGAUCUUGUUACUCCUUUUUUUGUGGUCUUCGUUUGUGAAUAUAUAGAAGAAGAAGAAGUGGAAAAUUUUGAUGUUUCCAGUCUGCCUGAAGAAGCGCUGCAGAACAUAGAAGCUGACAGUUACUGGUGCAUGAGCAAGUUGCUUGAUGGCAUUCAGGAUAACUACACAUUUGCACAGCCAGGAAUUCAGAAGAAAGUGAAAAUGUUGGAAGAACUUGUUAGUCGGAUCGAUGAACAAGUUCAUAGGCACUUGGAUCAGCAUGAGGUGAAAUACUUGCAAUUUGCUUUCCGUUGGAUGAAUAACUUGCUGAUGAGAGAAGUCCCUUUACGAUGUACCAUCAGGUUAUGGGACACAUACCAAUCUGAACCAGAGGGUUUUUCACACUUCCACUUGUACGUCUGUGCUGCCUUCCUUGUCAGGUGGAGGAAAGAGAUCCUGGAAGAGAAAGAUUUUCAA